Molecule: messenger RNA, 2284 nt
Organism: Mizuhopecten yessoensis (Yesso scallop)
Lineage: Eukaryota; Metazoa; Mollusca; Bivalvia; Pectinida; Pectinidae
Product: neuroglian-like
Exons: 11
Molecular function (GO): protein binding
Source: RefSeq, a predicted model, not a curated record
AAGUCCUCCCCCCUCCUAUCGAGUUUCAGUUCCAGACAGUAUAACACUUGUGAGACUGUUACAAUGUAAAACUGUAUAAAAACACUGACCAGGGUGCUGAUUUCAUGCAUGGCUAGUAGAUUUCAUUACAUUGGAAUGAUACGGAUGCUGAGUUAACCUCAGCUUCAGCAGCAAUCCUGUACAGAAGCAUUGAGACCAGAAUCUCUGUGGUAUCACCAGAGUGCAUGUUACAAUGCCACCAGCCUGCACAGUCAUACAUAUGUAUAUUGUAUUGUGAGGAUCACUUGCUCCAAGGACUGUUGAAGCGAUUUUAUUAUCAUCAUCAGCCGGCCUUGCUCCACAGAGGGAUCCAGUGUCACAGUGAUUGAUAUUCUUCAAAUGAUUGGUAAUUACUAAUUCUUCUGAAGAGGAAGUUGGAAGAAAACUGUUUUUUUUCUGAGUGGAGUAAGACUGGGAUUUAACUGGACCUAUAUAUAUAUUUUCAUUCUUAUGUGAAAUGGAUUUUUGCAACACUGGACAUUUUUAACUUCUAACACAAACCAACAACAAGAUUCCAUGGACAAGAACUGCUUGUGUAAAGACUGAACAUCCUAUACAAAGACAAGUCGGCAAUCUGAGGUUUGAGAUGUGUGAUCAGCGAGUGGGGUUGAUCAGUUGCUGUAACACGGGAUGAGGAGUAAAAUGUGGAAAAUCGUUGAGUUCUGGGAUGUACUGCUGUGGAGUUGGAUAUUUAUCGCUACUCUAGCAGAAGUUGCCAUUCAAAUUCCACCGAACGACAAAGAAGCAACGCAGGGAGAUAAUAUCAAGUUUAUCUGUAAGGUCCACCCUGAUGUUCACAACUUCCACAUGAAAUGGAAACACAACAGUGCCCUCAUAGAUGUAUCCUCAAAUGUGGAAAAAUAUCAGGAAAUGGACAAUGGUCAAACUUUCAUCAUUCGGAACGUUGGCCGGUAUGAUUCUGGGAUAUACACAUGUGUUGCUACGUCCGGCAGUGAUAAGGACCGAGCGUCGGCAACACUGACCAUCAAAACUUCUCCAGACCCUCCUACGAGAGUGGAAAUUGUCACAUGUUCUGGUCACAUGGUAGACCUCUCCUGGGACCAGGGAGACGACGGGGGUUCCAGCAUAAUAUCAUAUCUAACACAGUUCAACACAUCAGACAAUCCAAACUUCUGGAAUAACUAUUACGAGGAAAUUCAGGGAGAUAAAACAACAGGUAUAGUGAACUUAUCACCGUGGGGAGAAUACUCAUUCAGGAUGUUAGCGCGGAACAGUAUCGGGUACAGUGAACCUAGUCAACCAACACAGACAACUUGUUCAACGCCACCAGACCAUCCAGACGGAAAUCCUAAAAAUGUCCGCACACUCACACAUAAGAAGAAAAAGCUGAUUAUUGCAUGGAUGCCAAUGCCACGGCUUUAUCACAAUGGACCAGGGUUUAAAUACAUCGUUUCCUGGCGACCAAAAGGAAGCACAUACUGGAAUACCAGAGAAGUUCGUAAUUCAAAUGCGAAACAGGUGGAAAUAGAAGUUACAGACAUAUACGGCCUUUAUGAAGUCAUGGUUAAAUCGGCCAAUGAUAUUGGAGAGUCUUUCCAACCUCCUUUCAUCAGGCUGGGCUAUUCUGGGGAAGCAGAUCCAAUUGUUUCACCAAAAGAUUUUCGACUUGAUCCAACCCAAAAAAUAGAACCGCACACUGCAAAUUUUAUAUGGGAAUCAGUUGAUACAUCAGAGGAAAAAAUACGUGGAAAAUUUCGAGGAUAUAAGUUACGAUAUUGGAAGUCAAGUGAAGGUCGCCAUAAGUGGAAGGAAGUGGAUGUAGUCGUGGAGACAGGAGAGGGCUACCAGUUACCGGACGUGCGGGCGGCCAUUGAUGGACUUCCUGCCUACACUGCCCUGCGUGCCCAGGUGGCUGUCAUGAAUGGGCAUUAUACUGGCAUGCCAAGUCAGACCAUCGACUUCAAAACACCAGAGGGAGUGCCAGGUCCUGUGCGGAAACUACAUGUGGAAAAACGUGGCAAAGAUUAUAUUCUUUUAAAAUGGCUACCACCAGAUGAACCAAAUGGCAUCUUGAAAGGAUAUGACAUAGGCUACCAGCCGGUGAUCGGCGCUAAGUAUGGACCAGUUAAGUCCCUGAAACCACAGAUCACAAACCCGUCAGUUUUAGGGGCCCGCAUCCGGGGCCUGCAAACCAAUCACAAUUAUAGGUUCUAUGUUUGGGCUCGGACAAAGACUGGGAGAGGUUCACCCGUCUUCAUGGAGGUGAAAACAGCCGAUGAUUCUA